Molecule: messenger RNA, 2714 nt
Organism: Anguilla rostrata (American eel)
Lineage: Eukaryota; Metazoa; Chordata; Actinopteri; Anguilliformes; Anguillidae
Product: tyrosine-protein kinase BTK-like
Exons: 19
Coding region: 219-2129 (636 amino acids)
Biological process (GO): B cell receptor signaling pathway; intracellular signal transduction; T cell receptor signaling pathway
Cellular component (GO): plasma membrane
Molecular function (GO): ATP binding; protein binding; non-membrane spanning protein tyrosine kinase activity
Source: RefSeq, a predicted model, not a curated record
GGUGGGGUUUGGUGGCCGGCUGUCACACUGACGAGUGCAAUGAGAGUGGACAGCCUGAAGUACCGCUGUCUUUUAAGCAUCAAGAGUUGCAGUCGGCGGUAGCCAAGCUUUUGAAAGGAGGAACGUUUUGCGGGCAAAUUUCUGAGCAAGAACUCUCAUGUGGUUAGGCUGCUGAAAGAAGCUCAUGAGUGUCAGUUGCUGUGAAAGCUGAUUGGACAAUGUCAGAAAAUAUACUGGAAGACGUUUUUAUAAAACGCUCUCAGCAGAAGAAGAAAACUUCUCCCCUCAACUACAAGGAGAGGUUGUUCAUACUGACACAAAACAAGAUAUCCUACUAUGACUAUGAUCCUGAGAAAGCGAAGAAGAAAGGCUUAAAGGGGACCGUAGACAUUGAGAAGAUCAAGGGUGUGGAGAAUGUGGUUACAGAAAAGAAUGCCCCGGCCGAGCGGCAGUACCCGUUCCAGAUCAUCUACGAUGAAGGCCCACUGUACAUCUUUGCGAAGACAGAAGAAGUUCGCAGAGAGUGGCUGCAUAAACUGAAGCAAGUGGUGCGGUUCAACACGGACCUGAUGCAGAAGUACCACCCGUGCUUCUGGGUGGAUGGGAUCUGGCUUUGCUGCCAACAGGAGGUCAAGCAAGCCCUGGGCUGCCGAGUGCUGGAGUCGCAGAAUGGAGCAUUUACUGGUAAAGGGUCAAGAAGAAAAUCCAGGAAACCACUUCCUCCUACACCAGAAGAGGAGAAGUCUAGACCACUCCCACCACAGCCCCCACCCCGACUGCCAGAAGCAGCCCCAGGAAUGACAGCCAUUGCAGAAUAUGACUACACGCCCAUGACAGACGUGGAUCUGCAGCUUCGCAAGGGCGAGGAGUACACUAUCCUCGAAAUGGUGGACACCAACUGGUGGAGAGCCAGUGACAAAAAUGGCAAGGAAGGCUACAUUCCAAGUAAUUACGUUGUGAUGGCUGGAAGUGGUCUUGAGAAGUUUGAUUGGUACUGCAAGAACAUGAACCGCAGCCAGGCCGAGAACCUAUUGAGAACGGAGAACAAAGAUGGAGGGUUUUUGGUGCGAGAGUCAAGCAAAGCUGGAAAAUACACCGUCUCCUUGUUCACCAAGGGUGUAGGGGAUUCAUCGGGUAGCUGCAGGCACUACAACAUCUGCACCAACCCACAGGGCCAGUUCUAUCUAGCUGAAAAGCACAACUUCCCCAGCAUCCCCGACCUCAUCAAUUACCACCAGCACAACGCAGCAGGCAUGGUUUGCAGGCUGAAGUACAUCGUUUCAAACCAGGCUAGGAACGCACCCUCCACUGCUGGCCUCGGAUAUGGGGUCUGGGAGAUUGACCCACGGCACUUGACCUUCAUCAGAGAGUUGGGCACCGGGCAGUUUGGCGUGGUGAAGUACGGGAAAUGGCAGGGGCAGCACGACGUGGCCAUUAAAAUGAUCAAAGAGGGCUCCAUGUCGGAGGACGACUUCAUCGAAGAGGCCAAAGUUAUGAUGAAGCUCCGCCAUGAGAACUUGGUCCAGUUGUAUGGCGUCAGCACCAAACAAAGGCCCAUUUAUAUAGUCACGGAGUUCCUCUCCAACGGCUGCCUGCUCUCCUACCUCCGUGAAGACCUCAAACACCCAUCCACCAUCCUGCUUCUGGAGAUGUGCAAGGAUGUGAGCGAGGGCAUGGCUUACUUAGAGUCCCAGCAGUACAUACACAGAGAUCUGGCUGCCAGGAACUGUUUGGUGGAUAGUAAUGGGACAGUUAAGGUCUCUGACUUUGGAUUAUCAAGGUAUGUCCUGGAUGAUGAGUACACCAGCUCUGCAGGGUCAAAGUACCCUGUACGUUGGUCCCCCCCUGAAGUCCUCCUUUACUGCAAGUUCAGCAGCAAGUCUGACAUCUGGGCAUUCGGGGUUCUGAUGUGGGAGGUCUACACCUUAGGCAAAAUGCCUUAUGAUCGUCUAAAUAACACAGAAAUUGUGGAUAAAGUUUCCUCUGGUCUGCGCCUCUAUCGCCCCCAGCUGGCCACUGAGCCAAUUUACAGAAUCAUGACAGUCUGUUGGCAUGAUAAGCCUGACGAGAGGCCCACAUUUCAGGAUCUUGCAGUUACAAUUCAAGACCUGCUGUAUGAGCUUCAAUAAGCCUGGAUUUGGGACAUGGACCUCAUAACCAUCCACUUCCUGUAGGACCUCCUGCCUUUUUGUGUCCUCACAUGGAAAGCAGCUGACCUCCCGCUCUUGCGUGUGCUUGCUGGUUUGCUGUAGCCAGUAGCGCUUAGUAGCUCGAGAACACCCAGCAUCCAGCUGAAGAUCUUGAGGGUGAAAUAUUCCUCACAACUGCUCACAAUCCAUGGAUCUUGAAAGAACUUCAACAAAAUGUGUAUGGAUAUUUGUGUGUAAAACGAACAGUGUGAUACUUUGAACGAUGGACAUUUUCUUCUGUAGCAAGUGUGCUCUUUAGGUUCAGAUUCCUGUACUGGCAGUGAAAAUAAUCUAAUUUAAUGCACAUAAUAUCAUAAUAAUAAUAAUUAUUAUUAUUAUUAUUGUUAUUAUUAUUAUUAUUAUUAUUAUUAUUAUUAUUACUACUACUACAUUAGUAAUUGUCAUAAGCAUAAACUGAGAUGGUUGAGAAAUAUUUUUAAACUAUUAUAAAGCACUGUAAUUUCAGGAAGUCUUUGAAUGUCAAAGCGUAACUGAAGAACUCACCACUUAAUGUUUUGAAUGGCU